Molecule: messenger RNA, 348 nt
Organism: Fusarium redolens
Lineage: Eukaryota; Fungi; Ascomycota; Sordariomycetes; Hypocreales; Nectriaceae
Exons: 1
Coding region: 1-348 (115 amino acids)
Source: RefSeq, a predicted model, not a curated record
AUGACUGUAGUUCACCGAACACACUCUGAAGCCAGCAGGAACUUCCAUGGCUGGGUGAAGAAGAACUUUGCGCGCUGGAGCUGCCUCUCGACGACAUUGUUGAUCCGACCAGACAAUGCUCAAGAGACUAAGAUCGACAACAGCUUCUCAAACCCCGCCAAUGCCAACUUCGCGGUGCAGCUCGUUGUCCAACUCUAUCGAGCUGCAGGUAUCAUCGAUGCUCGUGAUUUCUCCAGGCGUGCAUCAGUUCUCAUGCUCACUCCAUAUAGGGCUCAGAGACGAAUCUAUGAUCUCCUGCUGUUAGAGUUGACGGCUACCGAAGUCCCUAAGAUACUGGUUGAAGUCUGA